AUGACCGUCUUCGGGCUCGUCGGACGUAGUGUCCGCGUGCAGAUACUUAGGACCGGAUCCAACUGCGCCUACAACCGUUCUCUUCAAUUCAGGACAUUUCUCUUUGCUACCAAACGCAAGUUCGACGCCGCCUCUUCUGUAGCUGACCCGGGAACCGGCCCCGUUCGCAGGAGCAAGAAUUUUCCGCGUGAGGGGGAGGAGGAAGCGGACUUCAUUGAUCCCAUCACGUUGAAGCGCUGUGGAACGGCACAGGGGGCGAGAUCUGCACGUCCUUAUACUUGGGAUGCACAAGAGCCUGUUGAGGAGCAAGUGGCGGAACAAGGUCGGCAUAGGUACCGUCUGCCUGAUGUUGAGCAGAUGGAGGAGUUGGAGGAGGCGAAAAAGGCACUUGCCGAGCAUUUGGAGUCUGGCAUUCCGCAGACUGUUGAGCUUGUGUGGGGAAAUUCAGCAAACCCCAAGGCAAUACCAUUGACUAUUCCAUUGCGUUUUUCGUUGGAGGACAUGAGGGGGGGCAAGGCGGCAGCUAUGGAGUAUACGGUUGCUUGUGCUUUGUUACUUCACCAGCGUUUUGCCGAGAGACAGUAUGGAUGCGACGAACUCGUUGAGAUUACUGGGCCGAACCAGGAGACUAUCUGGCUGCGUGCUCGGAAGGCAGCCCCAGCGGCUGCUGCUCAACCCAGCAAAGCUGCAGCUGCGAAGAAUGAGGAGGUCCCGGAGGAGCAGGUUGCCGCACAGGCAAAGGACGAGGCCGACGCCGAAGCUAUGACAACAGUCAACAACUCCAAAUCAGCCCAAAAAGCCUGGAUCAAAACCAUGUCCUCUGCCAUUCCCGCGCACGCCCAACGAACGUCCUCCAAGCACUACUGCGUGACCGCCCAGGGUGAGGCAGGCCACUGGUAUUACUACCUCCUCCCUGCCUUUGAGGCCGAUGUUUUUGCGGAUCCGGCGUUGAGGUCUGAUCUGAGGACUGCAGUGUCGGAACUGAGGAAGAAGGGAGCGAAGGAGAUUUGGAAGAUGAAGGUGUGGAAGAGGAAGGGGGAGAGUGAUCAGAGGAUGCCGGAGGCGUUACCGAUGACCCCGGGGUUAUCUUUGGAGGAGGAAAUUACGGCCGAGAUGGCGAAGGCGAAGAAGGAUGAUCCUGUACAAGUCGAUCCUGUCCUUGCUGAUGUUGCGGAGGCGCCGGUGGUUAAGGAGAAGAAGCAAGAGCAAGCUUCGUCUCCCAAGCCUAAGGACGAGCCUGCUGCGCAAUCUGUCGUUCCUCCCAAACCUGUUGAAUUAUCCCAGAAACUCCCGCGUUGGGCACCACAGGAUUUCUUCAACUCCACCGCCGAGAGCGUCCGUGCCAUUCUCAAACGUCCCGGCGGUCUUCACGACAUUGAAGAAAAAAUACGAGCUGAGGAAGCUGCGCGUUCGUGGGGUUUGGGUAGGACAAUGCCCGAUGUCGACGUCAGGACUGCUGCUGAUAUCCAGGAGAAUGUUGCGCAGGUUAGGGCUGAGGUUGCGAAAGGUCUUGAGGAGGUGAAGAGGCCCAGCAGGGCUGCAGUCUCAGCUGCGAAGACUGCUGUGACGACUGCGACGGAUGCUGCCACUCCGGACGCCGAGGCUGGGAUAUCGGACGUAGAGGGCGAGGAGGAGGCUAAACCUCUCCGUCACGCGAAGUGGGAUCUUCAACUCCUCUCGUACAGCCCCCGCCACGGCAGUGUCAUCCAGAUGGCACUGGGCGAGCACAAGACCAAGGAUCGCAAACCCUACCCUGAUGUAGAUGUCGUCUCUCUCCUUGGGCGCGUCCAUAAUGUGGCCAUGUACCAGUUCCAUUACCGCACAUUGAGGGAGCAAGGGUAUAAGGUGAUCAGCGCUCAAGCGGAUCAGGUUGUGUUUGCGAAGAAGGCGCCGGUAGUUAGGAACGUAGGUGGGUUCCCCGGGAGGUAUAGGAGGAGUCGGGGAGCUUGGAAAGAUUUAGUGCACAGGGUUGCAAACGUGUGA
Messenger RNA from Saitoella complicata NRRL Y-17804, 1983 nucleotides. RefSeq lists its product as uncharacterized. Bases 1 to 1983 code for a protein of 660 amino acids. The record is from RefSeq and is a predicted model, not a curated record. NCBI's taxonomy places the organism in Eukaryota, Fungi, Ascomycota, Saitoellomycetes, Saitoellales, Saitoellaceae. The transcript has a single exon.